This is a messenger RNA of Anarrhichthys ocellatus (wolf-eel), 4317 nucleotides long. It is a transcript of the gene tfr1b, whose product is annotated as transferrin receptor 1b. Gene Ontology annotation, biological process: intracellular iron ion homeostasis; iron ion transport. The record is from RefSeq and is a predicted model, not a curated record. Gene Ontology annotation, cellular component: external side of plasma membrane. Lineage: Eukaryota; Metazoa; Chordata; Actinopteri; Perciformes; Anarhichadidae. Bases 1 to 2298 code for a protein of 765 amino acids. The transcript is spliced from 18 exons.
AUGAAUCGAGUGAGGUCUGCAAUUAACAGCAUGAUCAAGAGCGAGCGCUACAGCAGGUUCACUCUGCAGCCGGCCGAAGACGGAGAGAGACACAUUGAGGUGAAACUGUCGGACGAGGCCUCUGAGACAGAGGACCCGUCGGGGGGAUCCCCGAGCUUCAGACCGGCUCCUCCACGUCAGAGCCGAAAUACUAUCUGCUACCUGGCUCUGGGGACCCUGCUGAUAUUUGUCAUCGGCUACUUGCUUGGUUACCUCAGCCACCGUGAAACUCGGGUGCAGCAAGUGAGCUGUGGCAAAGAGACGGAGACGGACGCUCCUCUUGAAGUAACGCCAACUGCUGCUGCUGCAACGGUUGAACCAGUUGAACCAGUUGCACCGGUUCCGGACGUUCAGAUGGACUGGGAGGACGUCACCCAACUCCUCGCGCAGAAACUCACCAGCCAGGCUUUUGACAAAACUUUAGGUGACUUUGAUUUGCCCAGACGUUCGGCAGGAAGUGCAGAAGACAACCAGCUGGCGAACCGCAUCUUUGAUCAAUUCAAGGAAGUGGAGAUGGAUCCCUGGACUGACAUCCACUACGUUCAGCUGCAGACGCCAGACAGCAAGCAUCCAAACCGUGUCAUGCUCGGUUCAGAUGUCUUCGAGCCUACAGGGUAUCUGGCCUACAGUGGGACUGGCAGUGUUCAUGGCAAGCUGGUGUAUGGCAACUACGGCCGUCGGGAGGAUCUGGAUGUUCUGCACAGCAAGAAGAUUGAACUGAGAGAGUGUGUGUUGCUGCUCCGAGCCGGAAUUAUCAGUUUUGCAGAACAGGUGGAUAAUGCUGCUGCCAAAGGAGCCGCUGCUGUUCUCAUCUACCCCGACACUACAGACUAUGUAGCGGACACGGCCCUCUACGGGCAUGUCCAUCUGGGUUCAGGCGACCCCUACACCCCAGGAUUCCCCUCCUUCAACCACACACAGUUCCCCCCAACCAAGUCCUCCGGUCUCCCCAAAAUCCCAGCCCAGACUAUCACCGCCAACAUGGCUUUAGCUCUUCUACAGAAAAUCGAAGGUCCUGAAUCGGAUGCAAGCAGCGGUUUUAAAGGCGGCCUGGCGUCAGUGAGUUACAGACUGGGAGGCAGCGAGAACAUCACCGUUGAGGUGAACAACGUUCUGGUCAACAAGGAGAUCCACAACGUGUUUGGAGUCAUCAAAGGAUUCACUGAUCCUGAUCGCUACGUUGUACUGGGAGCUCAGAGAGACACCUGGGAGACCGGUUACGCCAAAGCUACUGUUGGCACCUCCAUAUUGAUGGAGCUGGCCAAGGCUGUUCACGAGAUGGUGGAGAAAGAUGGGUUCAGACCCAGGAGAAGCCUGGUGUUUGCAAGCUGGAGUGCUGGAGAGUACGGAAGCGUUGGCGCCACCGAGUGGUUGGAGGGUUAUAUGUCCUCUAUUGACAAACGUGUUAUCAGCUACAUAAGCCUGGAUGGAGCGGUCAUGGGUCGUGGGAGCUUUAUGGCGUCGGCAAGUCCGCUGCUCUACAGCCUCCUGGAGAACACGAUGAAAGGGGUGAAGAGCCCUCUCGGUUCUGGCACUGUGUACGAUAUGGGGGGAAAGAGUAACUGGGAGGCCAAAACACUGAGGCCAAUGACAAUGGACGACCCCGCCUAUCCCUUCCUGGCCUUCUCUGGAAUUCCCUCCAUCUCUUUCCACUUCAUCUCUCCUAACACCGAGUCCUACACUUACUACGGAACCAACCUGGACACCAUGGAACACCUGGAUUACCAAACCAACCAUCACACCGAUGACAUGGCGGCGGUUGCGGCACAGUUUGCUGGCCAGAUGGCUCUGCGGCUGGUCCACGACCACCUGCUCCACCUGGAUGUGAGCCGGUACAGCGGCGUCAUCACCAAAGCCGUGGUCCAAGUCUACGGACGCAUCAACCAGCUCCUGCAGUCUGGGCAGCUGAAGGAAGUGAAUCCCAACUGGCUGAACAGUGCACGCGGCUCCUUCAAUCGCGCCGCCAGCAGCAUCAACACCGACAUCCUCAACACCGACGUCAACGACAAGGAGGCCUGUCGCAUCCUCAACGACAGGAUCAUGAGUGUUGAGCACACCCUCCUCUCUCCGUACGUGUCCCCCGUUGAGACUCCCUUCCGUCACCUCCUGCUGGGUCGGGGCGCCCACACUUUGGCGUCCAUCGCCGAGACCAACGACAUGGAGCAGCUCCGCACACAGCUGGCCCUGGCCACCUGGAACCUGCAGGGGUGCGCCAACGCCAUGGUGGGAAACAUCUGGGACAUCGACGAGCAGAUCUGAAGACGAGCCGGGGGAGGUGUGAGCGUGGGUGUCUUGUGAGUGUGUGUGUGUGUUGGCGUUCAAUCCGAGGUAAGCAGAGGGAGGAGCUCCAAUAUCAGCACUUAAGCACAAGCUGUCAAUCAGAGGUCGAAGCCCCGCCCACAUCCAGGAGGAGAUAGAAAAGUAUAAAAUACACUUUAAUCACUUGAAGAAAAAUGUACACUACUGACCAAUCUGCCUCCUCUCCUCCUGGCUGCACAUUGAAACAACAUGGCUGCGACCUCUCGCCAAAACACUGGGAAACUUUAUUUAUACUUAUUUAUUUAUCAGUGGCAGUGUCCACUAUAAAGUUAUCGUUUGUCUUUUUAUACGACGUUAUCGGAAGCAGUGUCUUCCAUAAUUAUGACGGUUAUACCGUCUAAUCCUCCGGCAGCAUCUGCUACACAAAUGACUCCUCAACUGUUGCUGACUAAAUGGAGCCCCUGAUAAAAGAUAUUUAAGGCCUUUAUUCUCUUCUGUGUGGAGAUUUUUCGGAAAUUACUUCACAAGAAAGUGGCGUAUAAUCUGUCACCGUAAUUUAUAUUUAAAAACGCAUUAAAAUGGAGAAAUGAAGGGUAGAAAAGGGUUUUUAGGAUAUUUGGAAAUACUCCAACAAGCCCAGGAAUUAAGACUUGAUGUAAUCUGCACUUGGUGGCAGAAUGAAUAAUAAAAACAUAAUUAAACCCCCUUCUCUUUUAGCAGAAAACUGAGCUGAUUGGUUCCAUGAUUUGCAAGAAAGCCAUUUUAUGUUGCACAGUGUACUCUGGGGCAGUUUACAGUACGAUAAAGUUAUCGGGAGCAGUGUCUUCCAUAAUGACGACACGUUAUUGGGAGCAGUGUCUUCCAUAAUGACGACACGUUAUCGGGAGCAGUGUCUUCCAUAAUGACGACACGUUAUCGGGAGCAGUGUCUUCCAUAAUGACGACACGUUAUCGGGAGCAGCGUCUUCCAUAACGACAAGCAGUGAUGGUAGUUUUUGCCUACCAGUGUAUGUGUGUGUGUGUGUAUUUAUCGGGAGCAGUGUCUCUCAUAUUUCACUUGGAAGAGUGGAACAACUUGUCGGGGACAGUGUUUCCCAGAGUUUUAUACUUGACAUUUUUGUUUUGUCAUCAUUUUUGAUUAUGCGCGUGUGCUUCUCAUUUGUUUUUUCUUUAUUUUUGCUUCCUGUAUCAUGCUACAACUCACCCGCAACACAAUUUAUUAGAUUUCAGUUUUGUUUGCGCAUCCGAUCAAUCGACCGAAUACUCGAACACAGAAUAUUACAUAUGAUCGCUCAUUAUAUCCACUAGAGUUAGAAACAACCUUGUGUUAGUGACUGUAAAGAUACAAAUGUACACGACUCUCUUUGCAUGCGUUUCCUCUUCACUGCACGUUACUGUCGCUUUAAUGUCAACACACUUGGACCAGAUUAUAAACUUUCCAAAGGGAUUAGGGUUAAACUAAUGUGUUCUGGGUUUUUGUUUUUGUUUAUUUCGGUACGAAACAUUUUUGUAUCCAAGCUGCUGAUAUUUAUACGAGCAUUUUGUUCCCAUUAAAGUUAGUCGGUACUUCCCCAGAAUAUAAGGGGUAUAAAACAGAAAAAUAAUGACUUUAAUUGAACAACAGUUCGUAAGUAAACAUGUUAAAAGAACAGUUUCAGUCCGUCAACCCAGUUUAAACCAUAUAAUGAACUCCAGGAUAACAUUAAAAUCCACUUUCUUUAUUUGAACAUGCACUCCAGACCAAACAAAAUGGCUCAUAUUUUACAUUACAUGUUUGAAUACAUAAAAUCCUCUCCUGGUGUUACUUCUGUUGUGCUCGAUACUGUUACAGCCCGCUUUUAUUUUCCUACCAGAGUUGAACGUUACUUAAUCCUGAGACGGGGAACUGGGAGGUUAGGAAAUAGAUUUUCUGCUGACUGUGCAACUUAAACACUGUUUCAAAACCUGUUCUUGAAAUCAUAUUUCUGUGAUCUCCAUGUUCAGUAGAAAAGUGUAAUAAAACCUUUUGGCUUAGCAUCCA